Pogona vitticeps (central bearded dragon) is the source of this 3313-nucleotide messenger RNA. The record is from RefSeq and is a predicted model, not a curated record. Lineage: Eukaryota; Metazoa; Chordata; Lepidosauria; Squamata; Agamidae.
AAUGACUACAGGGACCACUGAAGUAUGUUUCUUCCGGAGAAGCUGUCACUCUCCUCCAUAGCUCAUUUUAAUUAUUUGUGGCACCCCCAGCGCUUGUUUGGCUGGCAAGUCAGAACAUGAACAGCCAACAGCAAUGUAACACCAGAAGAUGGCAGGGCGACGGGAGCUUGGGGACUCUCUGGGGGAGGGCACUUUGGGGGCCGAGGCACCUGCUAGCUCCUGCCUGGCUGGCAACAGACUCAACUUAGACGUCUACCCUGAAGGCUGUCGCCAGUUCCUUGAGCUGUUUGAGACACGGAGGGAAGAAGUAGCGCAGGUGGAAUUCUUGAGGCUGAACUGCAAUGAGAACCUUAUUGCUUCCACAUUGGGCACCAUUUCUGCCCUGAAGUGUCUGAAAUCCCUCGUACUCAAAGGUGGACACCUCAGAGAUGAAGCCGGUGCUUGUCGGAGAGGAUUGCUGGCAUCUUUGCCACAAGAGUUCGAGACAUUAACCUGCCUUGCCCACCUGGAUCUCAGCUUCAACAGCUUCGCUGCUUUGCCUCCCUGCAUUACCAGGCUAACCAAUCUCAGGAGCCUCUUCGUGGGCCACAACAGCUUGCAGGGGCUGCCAGAAGACUUUGGCCAGCUCACCAAGCUGACUUUCUUUUCUGCCAUGAAAAACCAGCUCAGAAAUCUUCCACAAAGCAUUGGGGAACUGGCUGAACUACAAACACUGGACCUCUCAGAAAAUGCACUGCAGUCACUUCCUGAAGAGAUUGGCAACCUUCAGAAUUGCACAGAGCUGGACCUCUCCGGGAACCUAUUGACAGAAAUCCCCAGCUCCCUUGACAAUUUACAAUCUCUGCGGCAGCUACAACUUCACAGCAAUCUUCUGGUGACAGUUCCCGCAUCCCUUGCCCAUCUUCCCAACUUGUCCAGGCUUGAUCUGCAAAAUAAUAGGCUGCGCAGCAUCCCUUGGGAGAUCCAGAGCUUCCCUUUUGUGCAUCUCCGUGGUAAUCCUCUAGGAGAACCAGAAGUGCCUCUGCGGCCAGAUGACUCUGCCUUAGAAGAAUCAAGAAGAUUGUUCCUUGGAGUUGGUGAGGACAGCUUCGUCGUGACUCCUGAAGGCUGCAGAGUCUCCCUGGUCUGUGGUACCCAGCUUUGCUUUCCCCAGGGUGCCACCACUUCUGCAGUAACGAUCCAUUUCCAAAAAUGUUCCCCUGAUCCUCAGUGGGUGAAGCUGAAGCAUCAUGACAUCUUGCUAAGCGAAGUCCUGGAACUGCGGCCUCAUGGGAUGGACUUCGAGAAGGAGGUGCAAAUCUGGAUGCCUUAUGCCUUCCCGCAGAGCUGGCUUAAUCGUGAAGUCAUAAUUAGAACCUUCAGUGAACAGAAGUGGAGUGAUUUAAGAGCCAGAAUAAGACGCAAAGGGAAGAAACGUUUGGCGUGCUGCUGCGUUCCGCACUUCUCCUGGUUCGUGGUUGUCUCUCGACUUGUAGAGAAUGAAUGCAGAGUCCCCCAGGAAGGGGCGCUGCUCUUUUCAACGGUGGAUCCCAACAUUAAAGUGACUUUUCCUCCUGGUGUGACGGAGGAGACCAGGACAGUGAAGCUCCAGGUAUUACCUGUAUCAGCAAAGGAAUUACGAGAUAUCACAGAGGAUGCAGAAACUGUUGCUAGCCCCCUUCUUUACCUCUCCCAGAACUCUACUGUGGACUUCCUUCAGCCCAUUAAAAUUCAGCUCCCACUGCCACCAGGAGUCACAGGCCUCACCUUGGAUCACUCCAGGGUCCAUCUGUUGCAUGGAGACUGGAACGCUCAAAACUGGAAUGACAUAACAGAUCAAGUGGUGCUGGAGUUUACCCACCUCUACGCUUUGUUUGAAGUCACCCACUUUUCUUGGUACUGGUUAUGGUGCACAACCAAGGCCUGCAUUGGUGGCAUUGCAAGAGAGGUCUAUAAAAAGCUUCGCAUGUACCAGGUGAACUUCAUAGCUCUGCAAAGAAAGAAAGAUCCUGAACAAGUCUUGCUGCAAUGUCUCCCAAAGCACAAGGUUGAUCCUGUUUUGAAAAAGCUUCAUGAUAGAUACCAAGGCCCUGAACCAUCCGACAUGGUGGAGAUGCUUGAAGGAGAGCAGUUCUUUGCCGCCUUUGAAGGAGGCAUCAACAUUGAUGCAGACCGUCCAGACUGCAUUGAUGGAAGGAUUUCAUUCAACUUUUUCUCUCACUUGAAAAAUGUGAAGGAAGUCUAUAUUACCUCUGAAACGGACAGAAAAACCAAAGCUGUGAAAGGACAGGUUUCCUUUUACCGUGGAGCUCUUCCAGAGAGCAUUCCUGAAGAAGUGACUAAGAGGAGGAAAGGCCCCGACUCCCACUGGCUGGCUAGCUUGCCAAUCAAGUUGCCUAAACUGAAGUCUCAGGGGAAUGAGCAGCCUAUAAUCCAAAAUGGCUUCUCUCUUCCCCCACUGAAUUUGGGGGACGCUGAAACUGGUUACCUGACACAGUCUAAUCUGCUUGCCAUUGCUGGACGCAUUGGAGCCGAUUGGCAAUCGAUUGGCUUAAAUUUGGGGUUAUCCUAUCAGCAGAUACAACGGAUACAAUACAACAACAGGGAAGACCUCAAUACACAGAUUCUGGAUAUGCUUUUCUCUUGGGCUCAGCAAAAUCAAAAGAACUCUGACUGCAUAGACAGGCUGGUUGUUGCCAUGAAGGAGAGUGGCCGCCAAGACAUAGCAGAUGAGAUCACCUCCAUUAUUGCCCUGGGCAAGCAAAAAUACAGGGAGUCCAUCCGAAGAGUGGGCCUGGACCAGGAGAGCAGCAAUGAAGAUUCUGCCAUUGCCAUGGCGUAGUUGCUAGCCAAGGGCCAUUGUCACCUUACCAUGAUGUGCAACAAGCCUCCUGGGGCUACAAGAAGAACUGACAGCGAAGAAGUGCAUUGCUGGCCAUUGCAAAAGUGAAGGCUGUUGACAGCAUGGGUCUAGCCCUUUGUGCUAUGUACUAACAUCUGGAUUUUGUCAAGUGCCAACAUAUUCUUGUUCAGGAGGAUUGGAGUGGGAAUGACUUGUGUAAGCUCUGAGGGUCAGUGAAACAGGAAUGUUCUGAACAUUAAUUGUCAUCCUUUUUGUAUUAUUUAUUUAUAAUACUUAUUUCAUUCCCAUCACCACUUCUUAUAAUUUCUAGCCUAGUGAUUGGUAUAGGGAAGUUGGGGAUAUAUGCUUCUCCUUUCAACAGCACUGGGGUUAGAGGCACUGGACUCCCGUGUACCGCAUUUUUUCGCUCCAUAAGACGCAUCUCUCCAUAAGACGCACUUCAUUUUUAGGGGAGGAAAACAGGGGAAAUGU